Messenger RNA from Symphalangus syndactylus (siamang), 1241 nucleotides. RefSeq names its product endogenous retrovirus group K member 7 Pro protein. The record is from RefSeq and is a predicted model, not a curated record. Gene Ontology annotation, biological process: proteolysis. NCBI's taxonomy places the organism in Eukaryota, Metazoa, Chordata, Mammalia, Primates, Hylobatidae. Gene Ontology annotation, molecular function: nucleic acid binding; aspartic-type endopeptidase activity.
ACAAGUGGCAGUGCAGCAGUAGAUUUGUGUACUUUACAAGCGGUCUCUCUGCUUCCAGGGGAGCCUCCACAAAAAAUCCCCACAGGGGUAUAUGGCCCAUUGCCUGAGGGGACUGUAGGACUAAUCUUAGGAAGAUCAAGUUUAAAUCUAAAAGGAGUUCAAAUUCAUACUGGUGUGGUUAAUUCAGACUAUGAAGGCGAAAUUCAAUUGGUUAUUAGUUCCUCGAUUCCUUGGAGUGCCAGUCCAGGAGACAGGAUCGCUCAAUUAUUACUCCUACCUUAUAUUAAAAUUGCAAACAGUGAGAUAAAAAGAACAGGAGGGUUCGGAAGCACUGAUCUGGCAGGAAAGCCUGCAUACUGGGCAAGUCUGGUCUCUGAGAGCAGACCUGUGUGUAAGGUCAUUAUUCAAGGAAAACAGUUUGAAGGGUUGGUAGACACAGGAGCAGAUAUCUCUGUAAUUGCUUUAAAUCAGUGGCCAAAAAAUUGGCCUAAACAAAAGGCUGUAACAAGACUUGUCGGCGUAGGCACAGCUUCAGAAGUGUAUGAAAGUACAAUGAUUUUACAUUGUUUAGGGCCAGAUAAUCAAGAAAGUACUGUUCAGCCAACGAUUACUUCAAUUCCUGUUAAUCUAUGGGGUCGAGAUUUGUUACAACAAUGGGGUGCAGAAAUCAUUAUGCCCGCUCCAUUAUACAGCCCCAUGAGUCAAAAAAUCAUGACUAAGAUGGGAUAUAUACCAGGGAAGGGAUUAGGAAAAAAUGAAAAUGGCAUUAAAGUCCCAAUUGAGACUAAGAAAAAUCUACAAAGAAAAGGAAUAGGGUAUCCUUUUUAGGGGCGGCCACUGUAGAGCCUCCUAAACCCAUUCCAUUAACUUGGAAAGCAGAAAAACCGGUAUGGGUAAAUCAGUGGCCGCUACCAAAGCAAAAACUGGAGGCUUUACACUUAUUAGCAAAGGAACAAUUAGAAAAGGGACACAUUGAGCCUUCAUUCUCACCCUGGAAUUCUCCUGUAUUUGUAAUUCAGAAAAAGUCAGGCAAAUGGCGUAUGUUAAUGGACUUAAGAGCCAUAAACGCUGUAAUUCAACCCAUGGGGCCUCUCCAACCUGGAUUGCCCUCUCCGGCCAUGAUCCCAAAAGACUGGCCUUUAAUUAUAAUUGAUCUUAAGGAUUGCUUUUUUACCAUUCCUCUGGCAGAGCAAGAUUGUGAAAAAUUUGCCUUUACUAUACCAGCCAUAAAUAAUAAAGAA